Messenger RNA from Physella acuta, 811 nucleotides. RefSeq names its product COMM domain-containing protein 9. Lineage: Eukaryota; Metazoa; Mollusca; Gastropoda; Physidae. The record is from RefSeq and is a predicted model, not a curated record.
AUUCAAUGCGGUGUGAUGAAACUCUCCCUCCCUAAACUUCUGGACUUUGACUGGCGAGUGGACAUCAAAACCUCUUCAGAUGCUGUGGCCAGGAUGUCAGUGCCAACUUGUAUUUUAAAUUUUCAGAUUCAAGAGAACAAGACAGAUGUCAAAGAAACAGCACAGACAGAGAAUAUCAAUGUUGAACUCAGCAAAGAGACUUUGGAUACUAUGCUGGAUGGCCUGGGUAAAAUAAGAGACCAAUUGGCUUCUGUAGCUAAUAGAUAGAGUCUAGAUGUUAGGGUGAUGUUGUUAUGGUUGGGCUUGGUGUAGACAACUGAUAAUUCAAUUGCUGUUGAUAUGUAAAACCUUUAGAAUUUUAAACUUUCUAAAUAAGUUUUUAAAUAAUUUUGAAACUUGAGAGUUAAAUUAUGUCUUAAGUGAAGCUUUUGUUUUUAUUAGAUUGAUCAAGUAUAAUCAUGCAAAAAAUACAAAUCUAAUUAAGUUUUGACCUUAUCUUGUUUUGAUGAGCUACCAACAUGUAUUUUCAUCCUUCGCACUAUCUAGCUACAUGGUGUAUGAUGUAAGAUUUUAAAAUUAAAUGUGAUAUGUACCAUUACAUUGCUGUUUAUGCAAGCAAUUUUGUCUGAUCAUAAACAGUUUUUUCUAGUUUAGGCUGUGGAUAAUUUUAACCUGUACAGAUAUUCUUGAUGAAAUACAUUUUUUUUAUUUUUUAAAAAUUAUUUGGUUAGUUUUUUUUUGUUAGACCAAGGGAAAUAGCUUGUUACAUUUUACAUGGAUUUUGAAAACCACAUUGAAAAUCAAAAUUUAA